GCACUUGGCCACUAGGCCCCUGCUGCACUCAGGUUUUCCCCACGAAGCAUCGCAGUGGGCAGACGGUGCUGGCAAGCUGAGAUCUGCCAUUUUAAAUGGACUUGUAGACAAGCAGUGGAGCUGUGCCCAGGUCCUGCAGACCACAAGAGGUGGUGCCAUGCUGAGCUGCAUUUGGGAAACCCUAAACUAUCAACUGCCUCCACUAACGGCAAGGAUGGUAGGUAUAAUUGCACCGUGCUAAACUGGGGGCCUCAUCGCCUGCCAGUCCUCCCACAGCCCCCAUGGAAGUAGGAAUAACAAUAAUAAAAUCCAUUACAUUUCCAACCAGAUAGGGUAGUUUAUUUCUGAUGGGUUUUGUCACAUGGGAAGGCUCUCAGUGGUGUGAGUGGGUUGUGAAUUGGGUUUCUGUGUGUGUGUGCGCGCCAUGGCCCUGACUACCUCCACCAGCUGCCACCCCAGGCAGUUGGCUAUGGGGCAAGUGGUAGAAACGUGUGGAAAUUGUCGAUUUUUGUAUUGUUUUUUUUUUUCCAUUCUCCAGAUACAGUGUGCGGAUACACGGGAUAGGUCUGGGACCAGCGGGGUCCGGGUGUCACAGGGAUGGGGACUAGGAUUGGGAUGGGGCCAUGCUGUCACACCCCCCAUCCCUCAAUCAGUGUGUGUGCUCACUGCGCGCUGCGCGUGCCCUCGCCCCCUCAGCCUCCACGAGGCCGCGCCCCCCCUCCCCCCAUCACUGGGUGUGUCGCGCGGGCUCGCGGCGCGCUGCCAUUGGCGGCGGCCGCCUUUCUGUGUAUGUGCGCGCGCGCACGUAGGGAGCGUGGUCCGGCUGCCGCCGCCGCUGCCGCCGGAGAGGUGCCGGCGGGAAGCUGGAGUCCCUGGCGCGACAUGGUCCUGGUGCACGUCGGUUACCUGGUGCUGCCCGUCUUCGGCUCCGUGCGCAACAGAGGUACUCCUUUUCAAAGGUCUCAGCAUCCCCAUGCUACCUCCUGCCAGCACUUCCACCUGGGGCCCCAGCCUCAGCUCUCGGCCGACGUCUCCCUGCCUUAUGCAGUGCAGCCCCAGCCAGGGCUGACCCCCCACAUGGCCCCCACGCACCAGCACAGUGGCCCCCUGCACCAGUCCCUGGCACCAGUGCCAGCCCUGCCCUUCCAAGAUGUGGCUGGACCCUCCUUCCUACCUCAGGCGCUACACCAGCAAUACCUCCUCCAGCAGCAGCUCCUCGAGGCCCAGCAUCGCCGUCUCAUGCCCCAUCCCAGGCGGGCUCAGGAGCGCUUGUCUGUUCAGCCCCACCGUCUGCACCUCAGCUUUGACUUCAGCCACCAAUUGCAAACUCCACAGCCCAUGGGGUCCCAGCCCAGGUAUUUAGCCGAAGGCACGGACUGGGACCUCAGUGUCGAUGCAGGACUGACUCACGCCCAGUUCCAGGUUCGGCCAGUCCCUCAGCCCUAUCAGCAUUACUUGGCUACACCUCGGAUGCAACAUUUCCCCAGAAGCACAUCCUUAACACAGAUGGUUGUUCAUGAAAUCAGAAAUUACCCUUAUCCUCAGCUCCAGUUACUUGCUCUUCAGGGACUGAACCCAAGCAGGCACAUGUUGGCUGUGCAGGAGAGCUAUGAAGAGCUGCUGCAGCUGGAGGACAGGCUGGGCAGCGUAAGCCGGGGUGCCAUGCAGAACACCAUUGAGAGGUUCACCUUCCCCCACAAGUACAAGAAGAGAAGACCACAGGAGGGCAAAGCUGAACAAGAAGAUGGAGAGAAGUUGGACACUGAUGAGAAAUGCACAAUCUGUCUGUCCAUGCUUGAAGAUGGAGAAGACGUCAGGAGGCUACCCUGCAUGCAUCUCUUCCACCAAGUGUGCGUGGACCGGUGGCUGGCCACCAGCAAGAAGUGCCCCAUCUGCAGGGUGGACAUUGAAACACAGCUCGGCUUGGACAGCUGAAAGGACUGGCUGGACACACCAUUUUCCUUAUCAGGUCAUAUGGCCAUAAACCCUUGCAGCAAAAUUUUUGCCUUCUGAGCCAUUUGAUUGAGAGGAAAAGUCUGCAGGCAUGUUAGCGAGGAGGAGGAGGUGGCAGUACAAUAUCUAGUGGUAGGAGAUAUUGCACAUACACAGGAUAUGGCCACGGUGAAAGGGAGCUGGCAUUCCCAGAGCUCAGAGACCCCAUGCUGCAGAAGAUUUAGUGUUGAACAUGAAGGAACUAGUUGUGGUAGUCUGGCCUGUCAAUCCUGCAUUUCAUGAGGAUUGUAUAUAUACCUCUCGAAUACGUACAUGUUAUAGGGGUCCUUUAGCUAUUUCUAUGGAUGGCAGCUGGAGCAUUUUAGCUUAAGAAAUGUUGUGUUUGAUGCCCUACUCAUCUUGUGGUGGACAUGUUGCUGUUACCUAAUUUACAACAAAUAUUUUUUUCAUAGAUUCCUUAUUUUGGUGCCUGAUUAAUAUAUUGCAGAGGGGAAAUGAGAAGGUCAAGUUUUCCCACCCUUGGGGGGAAGAGGCGAAAAAGCAAAAUCCUGUUUACAGUCAGAAGGGUUGCGCUCUUUGCCUCAGGCAUGUGUGCUUCCUUUCCUUGCAUUUACAGUGUUGCAAAUUUAGAGACGCUUGCAAAAUAAAAGAAAAUUGGGAAUGAAAUGAAUGAAGCAACAAGAAGAGGCUUCCCUAUAAGCUUCCUGCUUUUCUGCUGGUGCUGGAUGCUUUCUGGAGGGGCACAAUAUUGAGGUGGAUGCUGUUUCUUUGCUUUCCGUAUCUUAACAAAGUAGCUUGUGUCAUGGUUCCACCCGAGUGGGCAGCCGAGCUCCACCACAGCCGCUCUCUCACUCCCCCUCCUCAAAGAGGAACGGGGAGAAAAUACGAUGAAAAGGGCUCAAAGGUUGAGACAAGGAUGAGAAAAUCACGCUGUAAU
Messenger RNA from Anas platyrhynchos (mallard), 2890 nucleotides. RefSeq names its product E3 ubiquitin-protein ligase ARK2C. Gene Ontology annotation, biological process: positive regulation of BMP signaling pathway; motor neuron axon guidance. NCBI's taxonomy places the organism in Eukaryota, Metazoa, Chordata, Aves, Anseriformes, Anatidae. Gene Ontology annotation, molecular function: ubiquitin protein ligase activity; zinc ion binding. Gene Ontology annotation, cellular component: nucleus. The record is from RefSeq and is a predicted model, not a curated record.